UGCAGUUUUUACAACGGAAACUAUCACUCCACUGUCAGAAUGUCAUCCAAAACAUUGAGGUCACUAUGGCGCAGCAGAAGCUUUUUGAGGUCAGCUCUAAAUAAUAGACAUGUCCGAACUGCAAAUAUUCGAUGUCUUGGCUCAGCUGCGGCAGAUCUACACAUCGGCCACCCUCAGUUGUUACAGCCUCCAGUUGACUUAUUGUCAGAGGAUGAACAGAUGAUGAAAGACUCUGUGGCAAAACUGGCUGUCGAGAAGAUUCUUCCCCUUGUUAGACAGAUGGACGCAGAGAGCAAAAUGGAUCAGUCUGUUAUUGAUGUGUUGUUUGAAAAUGGGCUUUUUGGAAUUGAGAUUGAAUCAGAAUACGGAGGGUCGAAUUCCACUUUCUUUGUUGCAAACUUGGUUAUAGAAGAGCUGGCGAAAGUAGAUCCUUCAGUGAGCGUGAUGAUUGAUGUACACAAUACACUGCUUGUUACUCUGAUGAGGAAAUUGGGAACACAGGAACAGAAAAAUAAAUAUCUGCCACGGAUGGCUACGGAUAUGAUGACCAGUUUCUGCCUGUCUGAGGCAGAUUCAGGUACAGAUGCCUUUGCCAUGAAGACAUCAGCUGUCAAACAGGGCGACCACUAUAUCCUGAAUGGCACGAAACUCUGGAUCACAAACGCUGAACACGCCGGGGCAUUCUUUGUGUUUGCAAAUGCCCAGCCUACUGCAGGCUACAAGGGUAUCACUUGUUUCAUUGUUGACCGUGACACAGAGGGCCUUACAGUUGGGAAAAAAGAGGAUAAACUCGGUAUACGGGCCUCAAGCACAUGUCCCAUUCACCUCGAGAAUGUGCGGGUACCAGAAACAAACAUCCUCGGAGAGUUUGGCAAGGGAUAUAAAUACUGUAUUGAAGUGCUGAACGAGGGCAGGAUCGGCAUUGGUGCACAGAUGCUUGGACUUGCAGAGGGUUGUUUCAAUGCCACUGUUCCAUACACGAGAGAGAGGAAACAGUUUGGGAAAAGAAUUUGUGAUUUCCAGUCCAUGCAACAUCAGAUCGCAUAUGUUGCCACCCAGAUUGAAGCCGCUAGACUGCUUGUGUACAACGCAGCUCGGAAAAAGGAGGCUGGCCUGUCAGUAAUCAAGGAAGGAUCGAUGGCUAAAUAUUUUGCUUCUGAGGUUGCUGCGCUAACUACCACUAAAUGCAUCGAAUGGAUGGGCGGAGUAGGUUUUACUAAGGAUUACCCAAUUGAAAAAUUCUACAGGGACUGUAAAAUUGGAGCAAUUUACGAAGGAACUUCCAACAUUCAAAUGAGCACCAUAUUUAAAUGCCUGGAGCAAGAGGCCCACAGGUCCUGAGCUGGGGUUUCUUGGGAGAUGUUCUGGGCCCAAAGGUCUUGAGCUGGAGUUCUUCAGGAGAUAUUCUGACACAUACUCAUUGUUAACUAGUCUGUUUUUUAAGUAAAAAAGAUGAAGUUUUUAUCAUAGAUUUAAUGUCAUCAUUGUAGUGCAAAAUCUUUGACUUUGGCCAUAACAACUUUUUUUUACAGAUGUUGAAAUGAAACUUGGAACACAAGUUGCCACAGACAAUACACAUGUAUAUAGCACCCGUAGUGCUCUUGAUUUAUUGUAAUGUAAGAGGGGGUAAUUUCUGCUUGUCAAUUAACUUAUUAGUUUUGGAUUAACAUCUAGCAGGGGGCUGCAUGAAUAAACUAAAUUGCAAUGAAAAUGGUGUCAGAAUAAUGCAUAAAGAUACUUUUUUUACCAGUAAAUAUCAUGUGUUUGCAGUGUUUUGCCUUCAUUUAAUGACUGGCAAUAAGUUCAAGGAUUUUUAAAAGAAAACCCAGAUAUACAAAACAAAAAUGUUAUUUUUUAAGAGUAGAAAUAUAUUCUAAUCAUGUGUUGAAAUAAGCAACUUGUAUACUUCAAAGUAGAACUUUUUGUUUUGCUGUAGUUCAUUCAUAUGUGGAAACUGACAUAACUAUUGAAGUGAAAGUUAUUGUCUCAUAAUUUAAAUUUAAUUUAAAUUGUUUUGCGUUGAUUCAUUCAAAAGUUAGUUCCUUUAUUAUUGAAAUCAUGAUUGUUUUGUAAUCUUCUCUUUUUAUUUUCAUUAUUACCAGAGUAUGGAAUUUAGUUUUAAAUAAUGUACUGUAUUUCAAUUUGCUCGAGUAAAACUGGUCACAUGUGUUUUCCAUUUGAGAAAAUCAUAACAAAUAAAGGGCAUUGUUGUUGAUGAGACAAUGUUUACGGCAUUUAAUUAACUAUUUAUAUUUUAAAUAAUUUUAUGAAAUGACACAUGUGAAUCUCUUACAUGUUUUUACUUUUACCAAUGUGUUGUUACAUAAAACAUGAACAAAUAAAAUCAUAUAAAGUA
Mya arenaria is the source of this 2356-nucleotide messenger RNA. Its product is annotated as short/branched chain specific acyl-CoA dehydrogenase, mitochondrial-like. Gene Ontology annotation, cellular component: mitochondrion. The record is from RefSeq and is a predicted model, not a curated record. Gene Ontology annotation, molecular function: acyl-CoA dehydrogenase activity; flavin adenine dinucleotide binding. Lineage: Eukaryota; Metazoa; Mollusca; Bivalvia; Myida; Myidae. The transcript has 10 exons. The coding region runs from base 40 to 1341 and encodes 433 amino acids.